AUGUUUCUAACCUACUCGACCAUGACAGCUCUGGAAGCAGCUGAAUUCUCCUAUAAUAAUGGAAUCUAUGCAGGUGAUAUGUUCAUUAUGACAGACGGUACCCAUAAGCAACAUGAUUGGAACAUUCGUCGAAGUGGACGAUCACCGUCUGAAUCCUUGAUCAUCUUUGGUAUGUCAGCCUAUCAAACUAAGAUUACUUUGCGCAUGGCUGACUUUGAAAUGGAGGGCCAACUGAACAAUCUCCAAAUGUUUCGUGUCUACACUCAAAUAUGUGAACGUUUAGUAAAUGACUGUGGUAUAUACGUAAGUACUACUGGCUAUGGAUACUGUGGCAAGGACAAAGCAACUGAUAUUCUUAUGUUCCAUGUAAUUGUUCAUUCUAAAAGUAUUGUGGACAUCGACAAUCAUGAACAAUCGUUACAUAAUUUCUCCAAAAGUGAACACCGACAGAAAGUAGCAGAACUAGUUCGACGCGUAACUGAAAUGAUUCUUCAAAAACAAUAA
Molecule: messenger RNA, 504 nt
Organism: Rotaria sp. Silwood2
Lineage: Eukaryota; Metazoa; Rotifera; Eurotatoria; Philodinida; Philodinidae
Source: the annotation of a GenBank genome assembly